Truncatella angustata is the source of this 1185-nucleotide messenger RNA. RefSeq names its product tyrosinase. The transcript is spliced from 2 exons. Bases 1 to 1185 code for a protein of 394 amino acids. NCBI's taxonomy places the organism in Eukaryota, Fungi, Ascomycota, Sordariomycetes, Amphisphaeriales, Sporocadaceae. The record is from RefSeq and is a predicted model, not a curated record. Gene Ontology annotation, molecular function: oxidoreductase activity.
AUGCAGCUCUCUUUGUGGUCGCCUCUUCUAGCCUUGACAUCAGUGGCUUCUGCAUAUAACCCUGAGUCAACGUUGAGGACGGACUUCCUUGCAAUUGCCAGUCUUGCCAAACUUACUGGUUCCAUCGUCGACGGCAGCUUGAAGUCGCAUCUCGCGGAACAAGGCGUAUCGCAAUCAUGUAACAUCCUCAAUGUUGGCAUUAGAAGGGAAUACUCCACCUUAUCCCGCAAGGAGAAGCUUGCCUACACGAGCGCUGUGAAGUGUCUCAUGGCCAAGCCCGCGCAGACUCCGUCUGACCAAAUUCCUGGAGCGAAGUCCCGAUACGAUGACUUCGUCGGCACACAUAUCAACCAGACUCUGUCCAUACACGCCACGGGCAAUUUUUUGCAUUGGCACAGAUACUUCACAUGGGGCUUCGAGCAAGCUCUUCGCAACGAAUGUGGCUACGAAGGCUACGUACCUUACUGGAACUGGGGAAAGUCGGCCAAGGACCCCAUCAACUCCCCCUAUUUUGAUGGGUCUCAGUACUCGCAGGGAGGUAACGGCGUUUACGCAGAGCACAACUGCACCGAUGCUCUUGCCAACGGCAUCAACUGCAUCCCUCCGGGCCAAGGAGGUGGCUGUGUCACAACUGGCCCCUACGUAGAUAAUUUGGCGAACAUUUCUGCUUCCUUCCCGUCACUGCGUGCAGCCGGUGUUACUGCCGGUCCAUUCUUGGGAUAUCAGCCGCGCUGCAUUCGCCGCGAUGUCUCCCCGUGGGUUUCCAGCCGGUGGUCCACUGACAAUGAGUCUUACGACUUGUUGACAAACGCCACAUACCAGACUGGUAUCGGCGCCUUCCAGAACCGCAUGCAGGGUGACUUCGCUAACGGGUACUUCGGUGUGCACUCUGCUGGCCACUACACCAUCGGCGGCGACCCUGGUGGUGAUUUCUUCAACUCACCCAACGACCCCAUGUUUUGGCUCCAUCACUCGCAGAUUGACCGCACAUGGUGGGUCUGGCAGAACCAGAAGCCCGUGGACCGCGCCUUUGAUAUCUCUGGCACGAACACGGUCUUCAACACCCCGCCAAGCCCAAACACGACGAUCGAGGACACUAUCAACUUGGGUAUAAUUCAACCAGAUAUGGCUAUCAAGAACGGAGUGAGCACGGUCGCCGGCCCAUACUGCUACAUCUAUGUAUAG